This is a messenger RNA of Heteronotia binoei (common prickly gecko), 1528 nucleotides long. Its product is annotated as transmembrane protein 121-like. The transcript has 2 exons. NCBI's taxonomy places the organism in Eukaryota, Metazoa, Chordata, Lepidosauria, Squamata, Gekkonidae. The coding region runs from base 189 to 1469 and encodes 426 amino acids. The record is from RefSeq and is a predicted model, not a curated record.
CCACAGUGCUUUCAGUGACCAAACACAACAGAGAAUCCCUUCUACCACCACGAUUCCCCCUGCAUUCUGAUGAAGACAACCUUCCAUUUGGGAGCUGGCAGAAAGGCAAGAAAGCCAACCCCAAUUAAGAAUAAGAGGGGCAAUUUCUGCAGGCUGGCCCAAACCACCAAGCAGGAGGAACAAGGACCAUGGAGCUGCUGCCCCCCAGCAUCCCACACACCUGCAUGGCAGCUGUAGUCAUCAUCUGCACCAUGGGAGCCAUGGAUGUCUACUUGGUGGAGCAGAGUGCCGGGGCCCGACAGCUAGGUGUGUGCAUGCUUGCGCUGGCUGGGGAUCUUUUCUUUCUCCUGGUGCUGCGCUACGCAACGGUCUGGCUGGGUGGUGAGGCACGCUUGGCACAGCGGGGAUAUGCCAUGGUGCUGUGGUUUCUCUUUGCUUUUGCCCUGGAGAUCAAACUCUACUUCAUUUAUCAGCAUUAUGCGACAGAAGGGCAGGCUCCUGAUCCGUUGGCCCGGCAUACCCUGACCCUCCUGCUCUCCAUCUGCAUCCCUGCUCUCUACACAGUCCUGGGAGCCACUGAGUUGGUAGCCCAGGCUGCUGCCAGUUUCCGCAAGAAAGAUGAACUCCGCGGGCGCCUCUUCUGGGUGGUUUUGGACCUGCUGGAUGUGUUAGAGAUCCAAGCCAGCCUGUGGGAGCCGCAGCAGCGAGUGCUGCCCUUGUGGGCAGAGGGCCUGACGUUCUUCUACUGCUACGGCCUCCUGCUGGUACUCCCUUGCGUGUCGCUGAGCGAACUGGGGGUGCAGAGCCCCCAUUAUGGCACACUAUACCCCUUGCUAAGUCUGGCAAGCGUGAAUGUGGCCACCAUCUUCAUCCGUGGGGGGCUGCUCCUCGUCUGCCAUGACCAGCGCAUCUCCUCCAUCUUCAUGGGCAAAAACCUCCUAGCCAUUGCCUUGAAGAGCUGUGCUGUAUUACAGCAGCACCACACAGGCACACAGGCUGCAAGAGAAACAAGCAACACAUAUCCCAUAUGUAGCCAGUCCCAAGGACACACCCAGACGACAGAUGAGCAGCAACACAGACAUGCCCAAGCCACAGUGGAAAUACACAAGGGGCAGUCCACAGCCCACCACAGUCAUGAGUGUGCUGAAACCACAGCAGACCAGUCCUGCAAACAUACUGCAUGUGACCAGCUACAUGAACACACCCAGGCCAAGGGCAAAGCCAGCCACAGAAAUGCCACAGUUGAAAUGCUCCCAAAACAGGCCCAGGCCACAGAUGAACAAUCCCAUCGAGAUGCUCAAACCACAAGUCAUCUGCUCCACAGACACUGCUGCACCAAAGAAUCCAACUGCUACAGACACACCAUACAACACUCGCCAAGAGACCCAACCACCACCAUUCCCUCCACUUCCAGAGCACUCAAAACAGGCUAUCGGGUGCAGCUCAAAUCUGUAUGGGAUGGUCCAUGAUACAGCUUUGUAUGGAUGCUGCCUGACAAAAAAAAACCCCACACCUGCCUUGGUUUGCA